AUGGAACCAUCCAAGGUCGAUGUGCUCAUUGUCGGCGCCGGUCCUGCUGGUCUUAUGCUGUCUCUUUGGAUGGCUAAGCUGGGCAUCAAGACUAGAGUAGUAGACAAACGAACAGGCAAAAUUGUCUCUGGCCAAGCCGAUGGCUUUCAGUGUCGUACCCUAGAAAUUUUUGACAGCUUCGGAAUUGGCCAGAAGGUAUGGCAGGAGUCGAAUCACAUGCUAGAGGUCAGCUUUUGGAACCCUGGCGAAGAUGGCAAGAUUCGACGCCACCAUCGUGGCCCAAACACUCAGCCGAAUCUCUCGCGAUUCACCGAGUCUGUGUUACAGCAAGGCAGGGUUGAAAGCUUCCUCAUUGAUACGAUAAGAGCAUCUGCCUCCCCAAAACACCCACUUAUUGAGAUUGAGCGGAGUGUUAUGCCGACAACACUGAGUAUUGACGAGAGCUGUGUGAACGAUGAAGACGCAUAUCCUGUGGAGGUUACGUUGCGGCACCUGACUGAGGAAGAAGCUACUCCGACGCAGAGGCUAAGCAAUUUGCAAGAUGGGCUGUACAGAAGCAAUCUGGCUGAGGAUGAUACAGAGAAGCUUAUUGCAAAUACUUCGGGAGUUAGAGAGGAAAAGGUGCAGGCCAAGUACGUGGUGGGAUGUGAUGGAGCGCAUUCAUGGGUAAGGAAGACACUGGGUGAAGGAUUUGAGAUGAAGGGCGAAUCGACCGAUGCUAUCUGGGGAGUGUUGGAUAUCAUCCCCAUCACAGACUUCCCGGACAUCAGAAGCAGAUGCAUGAUCCAUAGUGCCGAGUUCGGAGCCAUGAUGGUCAUUCCGAGAGAAAACAAGCUUGUUCGAGUGUACACGCAGCUCAAGGAAGUAUCCACAGGCACUGGCCGAGUCGACAGAUCACAAAUCACCCCCGAGCUAAUCUUGCAAACGGCGAGGAAGAUUCUGAGUCCCUAUACCCUUGACUACCACUACAUUGACUGGUGGACCGCAUAUCAAAUUGGACAGCGAGUCGGCGAUCGUUUUAGCAAACACAAUCGCAUUUUCCUUGCAGGAGAUGCGGUGCACACGCACUCUCCCAAAGCCGGCCAGGGUAUGAACGUCUCGAUGGGAGACACGUAUAAUCUCGGAUGGAAGCUAGGCCUCGUCUGCAAGAAGCUGCUGCGGCCAGAAGUCCUCGAUACCUACGAGUUGGAGCGGAGGCAGAUUGCCAGGCAACUCAUUGCGUUUGAUCACAAGUUCUCUAGAUUGUUCUCGGGACGGCCUGCCACAGAUGGCUCUGGCGAGGGAUCAUCCAUGAGCGAAUUCCAGGAGGCAUUCCGGGAAGCACAAUUGUUUAUAACGGGCGUGGGUAUCCGCUACCAACCCAGUCUGCUCGUUUGCAAGGAAAACGACGACACUGGAGACUUGGGAGGAGGCCUUCAGGCUGAGACAGCGCCCCAGAGCUCGGCAGCAAGCACAGCCGGGCUGGCUACGAACUGCAGGCCGGGCACACGAUUUGCAUCGCAAAAAGUCAUGGCCCAGUCCGACGCUCGGCCAUGGGAGCUCCAGCUGCAGAUGCCGUCGGAUGGACGCUUCCGCAUUGUCGUGUUCGGUGGUGACAUCUCGCAAGCCAAGCAGCUGGCUACGGUCAACGAGCUCGGCGCCUGGCUCCAGGCCAAUCUGCUGUCGCCAGCAAAGUCGCCGCGCAUCAGCCUCGCCCCCGGUCCGGACCCGCGGGGAGGAUCAGGCUCCUCGCAGUGGAUGACGGAUCAGGAUCCGUCCAUUGUAGACGUCCUGCUGGUGCAUGCGGCGUCGCGAGAGCAGAUUGAGCUGCUGCAGGACUUGCACCCGGUUUACCAUCCCUUUGACAAGAAGCUCGGGUGGGACUAUGGCAAGGUGUUUGUCGAUGGCCAGACCCAUCAUGAAGGCCACGGCAGGGCGUAUGAGCGCUAUGGCGUCGAUCCAGCCCGCGGAGCCAUUGUUGCGGUGCGCCCCGACGGCUACAUCGGGCUUGUAACGGCGCUGCAGGGAGAAGAUGGCUGGAAGCAGCUGCAGGCGUGGUUUGGAGGACUGUUGAGGUCGGUCUAA
Trichoderma asperellum CBS 433.97 is the source of this 2064-nucleotide messenger RNA. NCBI's taxonomy places the organism in Eukaryota, Fungi, Ascomycota, Sordariomycetes, Hypocreales, Hypocreaceae. The record is from RefSeq and is a predicted model, not a curated record.